Zootoca vivipara (common lizard) is the source of this 6338-nucleotide messenger RNA. RefSeq names its product KIAA1614 ortholog. Lineage: Eukaryota; Metazoa; Chordata; Lepidosauria; Squamata; Lacertidae. Gene Ontology annotation, biological process: centrosome cycle; regulation of cellular localization; establishment or maintenance of cell polarity. The record is from RefSeq and is a predicted model, not a curated record. Gene Ontology annotation, cellular component: cell cortex; apical plasma membrane; nucleus. Gene Ontology annotation, molecular function: protein binding.
AAAUCAGGCCUUGUGUUUCUAGUACGAUUUACCAGGAAUUCUAUAAAGGAGUUUCUGUUUAGGCGAGCACUUAAAAGACGACAACAAAGGUGAUGCUCGAGUCAACAGCCAUGGAUGGGGCAGGGGCGGAUUAAAACAAUUUCAUAAUCCUAGCGAUUUCCCUUUUUUGAUCGGGAUUAUGAAACCAAUCAUGAAUAUCAAAAGCUGCAGCUUAAACCAGCAACUUGGGACAGAUGCCCUGCAGCUAUGGACGACACAGCAAGAAUGAAGAGCGGAGGAUUCCUUUUCAUUUAGGGAAAGUAUAUUGGCCCUUCUCUUCCCAUUCCCCUUUUACCAGCUGCUGGGUUUAACUGGAAUGGCUGCAUGAUCAAUAUUCAGGUCUUCUGAUGGAUCCAGUUGGUGCAAAACACUCUCUUUCUCUCGGGUCUUGGAUGGAUUCGGGGAGAAUGCCUUCACAGAGCUGCGGGUCCCGGACUCAGUUGCGCAAGCUGCAGCCGUGCCCAUUUCCCCCUCGAGGAAAGUGAAGGGCAGUUGGCCAGAGAAGGCUUGGUACCUCACCACCUGGAAGUGGGAGCAUGGAGGGGAAUUUCGCUACUGAAAAGAGAAGGACGCUGAACACCUUGAAGCAAUGUGUCAGAAGUAUUCCUAGAGUGAAACAGCCUCCCGAGGACAUUGAUGAUACAGGGGAGCAUUGUCCCAACGGGCCAGCCUGGGUUCCACUGGGGCUGCUGCGGGAUACAAGCAAGGGCACCUCUGUUCUGGAGUCCAAAGUUAAAGCUCUGAAAGAGAAGAGGAGUGCCGUCCACAGGCAGGCGGAGGCAGCACCCCAGGAGAGGGCUUCCCCCAAAAAGGCCAAGGCCCGGAAAGGGAAGCCGCUGACGGAGCCUGCUCCUCAGGAUGCUGUGGUAGAACCUCAGGCCCAGAUCCGCACCUACCUGACGGAUGUGCUGCUGGACAGCACCGACUACCCACGUCUCAAGCAGGAGGGAUCUCAAGGGGCAGUACCUACAAGUCUGCUUGUUGACGAAUUUGAACCUCUGGAGGGGUCUAAGGCAGCAGAAGAACCUGCAAGCAUGGGCUGGAGCUCACCCGAGCCAUUCCAGAGGUUUCCAGGAAGUGACAGGAUGGAUAAAAGGGGCUCGUCGGGAAAUGCCAAAAGGGCAUCCCAAAAUGGCCUCUGUGGGGCCAGCUCCUUAAAGGACCUUUCCUUCAACCAGAAAUAUUUUGAGGAUGCAAACGGCAGAGAAGAGCACCUCAUUCAUGGUAUGGAUUUUGAAAGCGGUCCUUUCCUCCACAAAGAGGAUGGAACAACCGGCCGCCUUUGGCGAACCGAGAGCUGGGACAGUCUCUGCAGCGGCGGAAGCAAUGCCAGCACCCUGUCCCUGGCAGAGAGAGUGGAGAGGAACCGGUCGAUGCUGCAGGAGAUGUUGAGCGCGGCGCAGUUUAAUAGCCAUUCUUUACGGGAGCCGCAUACUCUGCGCCGUCACAAGAAGGAUGGCCCAGGCCUUGGGAGAGACGGGCCCAGAAACGAGAUUCUGGCAAAUGAUGUAGACUGGGAUUCUGGAGUUUCAUUACAGGAUUCUGAAGGCUACCGGGCCUUUGUUCCCAACCAGGAGCUAGAGCUGAGUCCCAGGCAUGAACAGGCCAAGCAACUGCUGCAGAGAGCCCGCAUGAAGGCCAGGACGAACCCACUCCGAGCAAGCCAUAACAUCCUGCCUACUGCCCCUCAGGAAAGGAGGGAUGGCUGCGGGAUCUCUGCUGCAGACACAAAGAAGUUUGCUCUGAAGGAUGGAGACCCCCACGCCGGCGGCAACCUGAGUGACUCGUCCAGCGGGGAAUCCAGCAGUGAGCAGCAAAGGAAGCGAGGGCCGUCCCCGUCCCGAGUGCGUUUUGAGGAUGAGUCUGCGCGAGAUGCCGAAGUCCGCUACCUGGAGCGCCUGCAGCUGCGUCAGAGGCGGGUGUUGGAUUCUGUCCUCCUGUCUCUGGGCCGUGGCCCGCUGGUCUCCAAACCGGACCUUUCGGAUUACAUCAACGGCGAGCUUCACCGCAAAGAGAGUGGCGGUGGCGGCAGUGGCAGCAGCAAACCCGGCUGGGAACAGCAAGGCAGCAGGGGGCGCUCCGAGAAAAGGAAGCCUCUGGUGGUCAACGAGGAAGGCAAGUGCAGCGCAUGCGGGUCUUAUGUCAGGAAUCUGACAGCCAGUCAGAACCCAGAUACCGGAGCAAAGCAGACUGUGAAGAGCAUGCAUCAGUCUUGCAACAUCCCCCGAGAGGGCAAGGAGCUAGUUCGGGCCAAUGAAAGCAAAGAGCUCGACGCUACCCAGGAGGACUCGCGAACCAGGGCUUUGGGUCCCAAAGGAACUCCGCUGUGGAUCCUUCCUUCCCGUCAGCGUGUUUACACAGAGCGCAUCAGGGAGACGUACAUAGGGGAAGUGACUUGCAUAGAUGAGGUGGAUUCUGCUCUGGACAGCGCCACAGAUACAUCGGACAGCUACAGGACGGACAGCGAGGAGGCUGGUGCCAGCAGCCAACGGUCAGGGGUCAAAAGCGCCCGGCAUGGUGGACCAGGUCCGGAUCCCGGGCCGUUUCCCCCUUCAGAGGGGGAAGCCAAGAACAGGAAGGCCAACGGGGAGAGGCCCAGAGCAGAUGGCAGCUGCCGUGCUAGUGGAGGGGAAAUUGUGCCUCGCAGAUGGGAAAUUGGAUCGAGUGCUAAUCAAGCCAACGACUGUUCCGUGAAGGGGGCCUCUGAGAUCAGAGAUCAGGUGACCAAAAUGGCAGAAAGUAAGGCAGAAGCCUUUCCCCGAAGCAGCCAGCCUGUAGAUCUGUAUCAGCUGGUGAAGAAAGGCAGGAUGCAGGAACAUCCAAAGCUGUCCAAGGCCCCGUCAAAGCAAUCCACACCCACCUCCCACCCUCAGAAGUUGCCUUCCCAUCUGGUCCCCGAUGGUGUCGCAGACUCCGUGAACAAGAGGCCCGUGGAAACUUCCAACCGAACUCAUAGGCCAGCGAACAAUUUAAGUCAAACCAAGCAAGAGCAGGGCCCUCCUCAGCAGCUAACUGAACAGAUGAGUGCCGGCCACAACUUUGCUUACCGAGUUCCUGCACCACCCACCACUGGAAAAGCCCACCCUUCCCCUAUGCCUUACAGGAGGGCUGCUCUGAGUGGCAGCCACAAGCUCACCAGCCAGGAUCCUGGGCGGGUGGACCAAGCCAAUGAACUAUCAAUUUACUCUGCCUCCCCUAAUAGCUUCCGGAAUGUGUGUGCGUCUGGGCAGGAGGAGGAGGAGAGUGGUCGGCAGAGUCCAAAGAUGCUCUCCAAGAACCAGCUGCUGGCCUUGUCCACCAACAACUGCAACAACACAUAUGCCAAGCAUGAGCCAAAAACCUUAGUGAGCAGAGAGGAGCAGCUCCAGGAGAGACAGAAGCUGAAAAAAAAUCAAGGUCCACUGUCUUCUUCCGCCCCUGGUGUUCCCCCUGUUGCUGCCAAUGCCAUCACUUCUGCUGCCAUUAGUCUCUUGCCAACAAGGGAGGAGACCAACUUGACAACCUCAGCUCAGCCAAUCCAUAGGGAAGCUCCAGCUGCCGAGGCUCCAAAGACAAAGACAUCGAGUGCAGCCCAGCGCAAACCCUUGGAGAUCUACCCGGAGCCAAAGAGAAAGCUGUUUGCCAAGAAAAGUGGCUCCUCUUCCUCCUCUUCUGCAUCAGGACUAAAGAAGUUCUUCACCACUCUGAGUCAGAGCACCAAGCAGAAGCUGGGCAGGUUCCGCUGCUACAGCAUGGAGCAGAUUUGUGCCCCAGAGCCGGGAGCUGCAGCACCCACUGAGGAGCCAGGCCCAGGCGCCACCAGCACACCCAAAAUGAAGAAAGCACCUUCCCUGCAGUCCUUGCAGCUGGUGUCGCCGUUCUGCCAACCAAGAAAAGCCUCUUCUGUUCAAAAUCUGCAUUCCUUCCUGGGCAAGGCUGACCGGUCCAGUCUCUAUGCACUGGGGGAGCCAAAGGAAGAGGAGGCUGCUCUAAACAGGAACGCAGGCACCCCACAUCGGCGUUCCCUCAGCGUGGAGGACAUUGGCUCCCCCAACUUGGCGAGAGCCGUCGGGCGGGUGGUGGAAGUUUUCCCAGACGGAACAAGCCAGCUUGAAUUGCAGCGCCGCCCAGAGGGCAACUUCGGAUUUCGUGUCUCGUCAGGAAAUGGCCGUCCUGAUACAGGCAUCUACGUCCAGGAGAUGGCAGAUGCCAGCACAGCUAAACUGUAUGCUGGACUCCUUGGAGUUGGGGACGAAAUCCUGGAGGUGAACGGUGCCAAGGUUGCUGGGCUGGGCCUGGCCCAGAUCAAUGAACUUCUCUUGUGGGCAGACACCCUUUCAGUUAGAGUGCUGAGGCAGAGGCCCGUCCAGCGGUAGCAAAGAAGCUGAAUGCUUUCCCUGCACAGUGCAAAGGAGCCUCUCGUGCCUACAGGGCCUGCCUGAGACUUGGAGCAGAGCCCAGUUCAAACCUCUGUACUAAUGCCUUUCUGACUUGAAUGUGGGCUGUGACACCGCCAGCCCUCUGGAUGCUGCUGCAAUGCAAGCCAGCGUGCGCGCUGAAUGUUUAAUUUAUGCAAAGAUAUGGGUCUCUCUCUCUUACCCCCCUCCUCCUCCCCUGGCCACCCCUCUGCAACCAAGGAACAAGAAUUAGCAGGGAGUAUUUGGGCCCUGAGCUGCUUUCCUGCACAUGCGGGGUAAAGUGACAGGCACAGCACUAAACCAAUGUGUGACUAAGCUGUUGCCUUUCCAAAUGCACCCAUGUUUCCUCUAUAAAGUUUGCUGGGUUGUCUCGAAUUGAUAUGCUAAGCUUAAAAGACCCUAGGAGAUAUUUAAGGCACAAUUUGACCUUGCUUAUGAGUUUUGCUCUUCGUCAAAUUGUGCAUUUGUUCAGCGCGUUGAAGAAAAGUGCAGACAAAAAUCCUAGGAACUGUAAUUUACCCUUCACAGAGCUGCGAUUCCCAACGCUUAACAAGCUACAGGUCCCAGGAUUCUUUGAGGAAAGUCAUGUGCUUUAAAUGUAUAGUGUGCACGCAGCCAGCCACACUGCCAACAAAUAUUCACCUCAGGAAGUUUCCAGGAGUUGAGAAUCCAGUGAAUCUGUUUCGGAUAGCUAUGGAAAUGGCAUCCCUGUGUGAAAUAGCACGUAGCCCUUAUAGGAGGUUGUAGCUUGCCUGGGCAGACUCCAAAUCUCCCUCUGUGCUGUUAACAAGCAUGUCUUACACCAGAAAUGUAAAUCACAUUGAGAUCUGUGCAUCAGUUGUCCUGUUGGGGAGCUCAGGGUCCCUCUGUUGAAGAAUCUUCGCCCGCCCACCUGCCCUUGCAAACUGCAAUUUCUCAGUUUAUUUACAGAAAGGAUUGUAGGACUUGUUGGUCUUUAAAGGGGCUUGACAUCUUUACCAGAGAGCCGUCAGCACCCUUGCAAAACAUCUGGGUUCUUUAGAAGUUCACAACCGGUUUGAAAUCGCUUCAUGUUGGUGGUGUACAUUUCCCCAAACUGCGGCAGCAACGAUAGCUGAGUCCUGCUACCAUGAGCAGCAGCCAAGCAUUCAGUCUGGAAAGGAAGAAGGUUGGAUGGCCUUGGUUUUCUUCUUACAAGCAGGCCAGAAUCAAGGAUUUGUGGCCCCUGCAGAUUCCAGUGGCCUGUACUGUUCUGUACUUGGGGGAAUUCUUCCUCAGUAGUUGCUAGGCAGCCCUAUCUAACUCUAAAAAAGCUAACCUGGCCCUCAUAUUCCUACCCCCUUCAUUUUCAGCCUACGACAAUGUCCUAGCUCUCAUGGCAUGGUAAACUUGUGUCUGAGCUGUACCGUUUCAGUUUGAGGCUGGGGGCUCACUUGAUUUAAUGUUCCUCCAUACAGAGGAAAUCCCUGCACGUAGAAAACUAGUGUCCCUGGCAUGCGAGUUUUCUACAUGAAGGGAUUUUUUUUUUGUUCAGUUAUGUGACCACCGCUUUCAUGUCUGAAAUGGCACAGCCCAGAGUUGGGUUCACCCUAAGGAGGCAAAGGUCUGAAUUUGGUCAGGGUGAAGAAGAUGUGCCCUCUUCUUGUUGUGAGUGUUGAAACCAUUUUGCUUUCCUACUAGCCCAAAAUACCAGCUUCACCCCUGAGCCUUGCAGCUAAUAGCUGAUUGUGACAGGAGAGGAUUCUCUUACGAUUGUUGUGAGCACUUCCAUGGGCUGCUCUCGACAGUGCUGGAAAGCCUCUCUACCUUGUUUUACUGUACAGUAUUUCUCUGAUUAAAUUAUUUUUUGAGAAAACUUUGUGCUCUUGGUCUUCAGUCGUGAUGGAAGAGUGGUUUUGCAAAUCGGCAUAAUCCUUUUUUUAU